Symbiodinium necroappetens is the source of this 612-nucleotide messenger RNA. NCBI's taxonomy places the organism in Eukaryota, Dinophyceae, Suessiales, Symbiodiniaceae. The record is from the annotation of a GenBank genome assembly.
AUGCGGUAUGACGUCCUGUUCAGGUCUCCGCUGCGUUUGAGGCCUGCAGUUGGCUCAUCGGCCCUCUGGACUGGGUACUGGUGCUCCAUCCACGCGGAAGACCUCGCAGUGCGCGAGGUGGUCUUGACCCAUCACCGCAGCGUCAGCGAUGUCCGCUACAAAACAUCUGGUGUUUAUGCGCCAUCGCAAUUUGCAACGGUAGGACUUCACGACUUUUGGUUCGCAGCCUCCUCACGAAGCAUGGAUGUCUUCGCCUCCUGGGGCUCCGCAGUGCCCGCACUGCGCGCGCACUUCGGCCUUGUGUCUGCUGAUCUGCCUGUGGAUGUGGGGCAUUUCUAUACCUUCUUGCAUGCGAAGUCUUUGGGGCUCCCGUUGGAGUUCACAGGCAUCAGUUACGUCGACUUCACGCUCGUGCGAUACCGCGACUGCAAGCUUCUGGUCGGAGAGCAGAUCCAGGACCCAGACCAAUACUGCAGCCACUGGGAGAUCAGUAUAGCAAGGCAGUGCUCGUCCUGGCUGCCGCAGCCGCGGGGUUGGGCCAUGCAGUACUGCCCGCUGGCCGGGAAGCGCGCAGAACUCGCGCCUUUUGGCAGCGGAUGCGGUCGCUUCUGA